GAAAGGGAAAAAGCUGGAUGGUGUUCCGGCGCCACCCCUCUCUUCGAACGGGCGCGGCGAAUGGUGGGUUCCGAGGCCGCAGCUUCCGCCGGCGUCGGGGGCUGGGCUCGCAGCUGCCCUUGGUCUUCGGGUCGUGGUCGGUGCCGAAGCCGUAGCACUAAAGAUGAACUUAAUUCAGAUUGUGCGUGACCACUGGGUACAUAUACUUGUUCCUAUGGGAUUUGUUGUUGGAUGUUAUCUAGACAGAAAGAAUGAUGAAAAGCUAACUGCCUUCCGAAACAAGAGUGUAUUAUUUAAAAGGGAAUUGAGACCCAAUGAAGAAGUCACCUGGAAGUAAAGGCUGUGAUUAAAUUGCAGAAUGUUCACAUUUUUUAAAUUAUGAGAGAAAUAAAAACAUACUCAUUAA
This is a messenger RNA of Manis javanica (Malayan pangolin), 406 nucleotides long. It is a transcript of the gene NDUFB1, whose product is annotated as NADH:ubiquinone oxidoreductase subunit B1. Gene Ontology annotation, cellular component: respiratory chain complex I; mitochondrion. The record is from RefSeq and is a predicted model, not a curated record. NCBI's taxonomy places the organism in Eukaryota, Metazoa, Chordata, Mammalia, Pholidota, Manidae.